AUGGGAAAUUGCUAUCACUCUAGAAAGAAUACUAUAAUUUUAGCAUUUGAUUAAGCAGAAUAUAUACAAUUGAAUUAAUAAUUUCAAUAUUAUUGUGAAUUAAGUAGUGAGUAACUAAUACUAUUAAUAUUAUUAUUAGUACUCGUGAUAUCAAAGCACUUAAUUAACGAUCCUUUGAAGAUAUAUUUUUAGAAAAUCCUACAUUUGGUAUCAAGUUAUUUAAGUUCCUUGAAUUGUAUUCUGGGAGUGAUGGUAUUAUAAAGAAAGAACCUUUGUUUGAAUUCUGUAAUAAUAAUCAUUAUCAUAAAAUAUUAGUGGAGCUACUAGUCAAAGAUGUAUAAACAUCGGUUCCAACAUUUAAAAAUCUAGAAAGAUUUGAAUUAAUGUCCUUGAUUACUUUGCAGAAUUAUAGAUAUGUGAAAUCUAAAGAAGAGUUAGCUUAAUUGUAAUUAACAUAUCUAGAUACUCUAUGUGUUAUUAAAGUAUUCAAAUCUAUUUUAUCUCUUUUAGGAUAUUAUUAAAAUGUAUUAACAUAAUCAAAAAAAUGCUACAACUAAUGAGAAAUAUAUUAAAACUUUAAUAGAUUAACUAUACAGUAUUAAAUAUAUUUUAUAAUUAGAAAAUGAAUUUGGUACAUUGUCUUGGAUUUAACUCAUGGAUUUCAUCUAAAGAUAAAUGCCAUAAGCAAGUUUCUUUAUAAAAAAGUAUUUUUAAGCUAAAUUUAUGGGUAAACAAUUUAAUGUAAUAUAUAUCAUUAUUUUAAGAACAUUAUUCCAGUAAUCAAUACUCCAUCAUAUUUUAUAACUGAUGAAUUAUUUUUCUAAUUAUUAUUGAGUACAUAAGCAGUACUCACUGAUUGUAAUUAAUUAAGUCUAUUGUAUUCAAGUGUUGCACAUUAAGGUGGAUUUAAUCAAAUGAUUUAAUCCCUUAAAGGUAUUUCUUAAUAAGAAUUUAGAUUGUAAACUACCUACUCUUAUGUUUUUUUAACAUGAGGAAAAUUAUGAAUAGAAAACUAAAUAAUAAAUAUUUGGAGCUCUCACUAAUCUUAGAUGGUAUGAUACUAAAUAAUAUUUUGGAACAAAAAAGGAUUGCAUUUUUAGUCUCUAUCCAUAUUUUAAGAUUUAUAGAUCCAAAAAGAGAGGAGAAUAAAAUUAUUGUUUUCUUGACUCUAAUAAAGGAUUUGGAUUUGGUGGUAAAAAUGGGGAAGGAUGUAGAAUUUGGAUAGAUAAAAAUUUGCAAAAUUCAUAUUGCACUUAAAUUGAUGAUUCCUAUGAAAAUGGUCCUUUAAUUCUAUCUUAUGUUAAGAAAUUGUAAAUCAAUAUUAUAGAAAUAUGGGCCAUUUAACAUCCUACAGAUGAAAAUGAUGAAAAUUUUGAUAUUAAAAUAGAUUUAAAAGAUCCACUUUUGUAAAAACAAGAUGAUAUUUAAUUUCCUAAUUAAAAUCCUGAUUUCUAUUGGAUUUAACAAUCUAAAACAGAGGAACGAAAUUCAGGUUAUUAUUGGGAAAACAAUAAUGUAGGUUGA
Molecule: messenger RNA, 1524 nt
Organism: Paramecium sonneborni
Lineage: Eukaryota; Ciliophora; Oligohymenophorea; Peniculida; Parameciidae
Source: the annotation of a GenBank genome assembly